AUGGGUAGCACUAAGGCUAUCAGCCUUGAAGAAAUCAAGAAUGAAGCUGUUGAUCUGGAACGAAUUCCGGUGGAGGAAGUAUUUGAGCAGCUAAAAUGUACAAGAGAAGGUCUGUCGUCAGUGGAAGGGGAGAGCAGGCUCAGAAUUUUUGGUCCGAACAAAUUGGAAGAAAAAAAGGAGAGCAAGAUUCUCAAGUUUUUAGGCUUUAUGUGGAACCCUUUGUCUUGGGUCAUGGAAGCUGCUGCUUUGAUGGCUAUCGUUCUAGCAAAUGGAGACGGGAGGCCUCCUGACUGGCAGGAUUUUGUUGGCAUUGUUGCAUUGUUGUUUAUCAACUCGACCAUCAGUUUCAUCGAAGAAAACAAUGCAGGUAAUGCUGCAGCAGCUCUAAUGGCUGGUCUCGCUCCAAAAACUAAGCUUCUUAGAGAUGGACGAUGGACUGAGAAGGAUGCGGCUAUCCUUGUACCGGGAGAUAUCAUAAGCAUCAAGUUGGGAGAUAUCAUCCCUGCUGAUGCUCGUCUUCUUGAGGGCGAUCCCUUAAAAGUUGAUCAAUCGGCUUUAACAGGAGAAUCUCUUCCUGUCACUAAGAACCCCUCAGAUGAAGUUUUUUCCGGCUCGACUUGUAAACAGGGAGAAAUCGAAGCAGUUGUUAUAGCUACUGGUGUUCAUACAUUUUUCGGUAAGGCUGCCCAUCUAGUUGAUAGCACCAACCAAGUUGGACAUUUUCAGAAGGUCCUCACUGCAAUCGGUAACUUUUGCAUCUGCUCGAUUUUUGUUGGAAUAAUCAUCGAGGUCAUAGUCAUGUACCCAAUACAGCAUCGGAAGUACAGGGAUGGAAUUGACAAUUUGCUGGUUCUCUUAAUUGGAGGAAUUCCAAUUGCUAUGCCGACUGUGUUAUCUGUUACUAUGGCUAUUGGUUCUCACAGGCUUUCUCAGCAGGGUGCAAUCACAAAGCGAAUGACUGCCAUAGAGGAAAUGGCAGGCAUGGAUGUUCUCUGUAGUGACAAAACGGGAACGUUAACCUUGAAUAAGCUGACAGUUGAUAACAGUCUCAUUGAAGUGUUUGUGAAGGGAGUAGAUAGAGAACAUGUGAUGUUGCUAGCAGCCCGAGCCUCCAGAGUUGAAAAUCAAGAUGCAAUAGAUGCUGCCAUUGUAGGGAUGCUUGCCGAUCCGAAAGAGGCUAGAGCUGGUAUCCGGGAGGUUCAUUUCUUUCCUUUCAACCCUGUGGAUAAGAGGACUGCAUUAACCUACAUAGAUUCUAAUGGAAAUUGGCAUCGUGCCAGUAAAGGUGCCCCCGAGCAGAUCCUAGCAUUGUGCAACUCCAAGGAAGAUGUUAAAAAGAAGGUUCAUUCUGUAAUCGAUAAGUUUGCUGAACGUGGACUUCGUUCUUUAGCAAUUGCCCGUCAGGAAGUCCCUGAGAAGACCAAAGAGAGUCCAGGGGGACCAUGGCAGCUUGUUGGUUUAUUACCAUUGUUUGAUCCACCAAGGCAUGACAGUGCGGAAACAAUCAGAAGAGCAUUGAAUCUGGGCGUGAAUGUAAAGAUGAUCACUGGUGACCAACUAGCCAUAGCCAAGGAGACAGGCCGCAGGCUUGGAAUGGGGACAAACAUGUAUCCGUCAUCAUCGUUGCUUGGCCAAGACAAGGAUGAAUCUAUUGCAGCACUUCCUGUAGACGAGCUGAUUGAGAAGGCUGAUGGGUUUGCUGGAGUAUUUCCAGAGCACAAGUAUGAAAUAGUAAAAAGGUUACAAGAAAGAAAGCACAUAUGUGGUAUGACGGGAGAUGGUGUUAAUGAUGCUCCGGCUCUAAAGAAGGCAGAUAUCGGCAUUGCAGUUGCUGAUGCAACAGAUGCUGCUAGAGGUGCAUCUGACAUUGUUUUAACUGAACCGGGACUUAGUGUCAUAAUUAGUGCAGUACUGACUAGCAGGGCAAUUUUCCAGAGAAUGAAGAAUUACACCAUAUAUGCAGUUUCGAUUACAAUUCGUAUUGUGUUUGGAUUUAUGCUUAUUGCUCUGAUAUGGGAAUUCGAUUUUGCCCCCUUCAUGGUUCUAAUCAUUGCUAUCCUAAAUGAUGGAACUAUAAUGACAAUCUCGAAGGAUCGAGUGAAGCCCUCUCCUUUACCAGACAGUUGGAAACUCAGAGAGAUUUUCGCCACUGGAGUCGUCUUGGGAGGUUACUUGGCACUAGCGACAGUAUUGUUUUUCUGGGUCAUGAAUGAUACUAACUUCUUCUCGGAUCACUUUGGUGUAAGAUCCAUUAGAGAUAAUCCUCGGGAAAUAAUGGCAGCUUUAUACCUACAAGUGAGUAUUAUUAGUCAAGCACUAAUAUUUGUUACAAGGUCUCGUAGCUGGUCCUUUGCUGAACGCCCUGGAAUGUUCUUGAUCGGUGCUUUUAUAAUAGCUCAACUGGUUGCUACCCUAAUAGCUGUUUAUGCGAACUGGAAUUUUGCAAAGAUCGAAGGAUGCGGUUGGGGUUGGGCCGGUCUCAUCUGGCUUUACAGUAUCGUAACCUAUGUUCCACUUGACAUCCUCAAGUUCUGCAUUCGUUAUGUUUUGAGCGGAAAGGCUUGGGAUAAUCUUUUGGAGAAUAAAACUGCUUUCACUACAAAGUCUAACUAUGGGAAAGAAGAGAGAGAGGCACAAUGGGCUACCGCACAAAGGACUUUACACGGUCUUCAACCACGGGAAACGAAUAACCUUUUCAAUGAAAAGAGCGGUUAUCGGGAGCUCUCUGAAAUUGCAGAGCAGGCCAAACGACGUGCUGAGGUUGCUAGGCUUAGGGAACUGAAUACACUGAAGGGGCAUGUGGAAUCUGUGGUGAAGCUGAAAGGAUUAGAUAUUGACACAAUUCAGCAACAUUACACAGUUUAA
This is a messenger RNA of Fraxinus pennsylvanica, 2865 nucleotides long. The record is from the annotation of a GenBank genome assembly. Lineage: Eukaryota; Viridiplantae; Streptophyta; Magnoliopsida; Lamiales; Oleaceae.